GGUGGACAAUGUCAGUGACAUCUGGGUCUAUGUCUUCGUGGUCUAUCGUUGUGUGGUGGGGUUCGCCAUUCUGAACGUGGUUAACGCCGUUUUCAUCCAGCAGACCAUGCGCGUGGCACAAGCAGAUCAAGAACUGAUCAUCAAACAGCGGAUCAGGGCCGAAUCAGCUUAUGCCUCCAAGAUGCGUCAAUUUUUCGAAAAGUUGGACAAGAAUCAUUCGGGCUUCCUCACCUGGCAGGACUUCAAUGCGGCCUUGCAGCAACCGGAGCUACGUAGCUGGAUGGCCACUUUGGAUCUGGAAACCUACGAUUUGGUGAACCUCUUCCACUUGAUGGAUGAUGGCGAUGGCCGCAUCACGGUGGCCGAAUUCCUGGAGGGCGCCAUUCGGCUACGGGGCCUGGCCAAGAGCGUGGACUUGGCGCAGGUGCUGAACACCACGCGUCGCCUGGAUGCCAAAAUGGAGGCUCUCUAUAUGGUCCUGAAGGACAUGCCCGGGCAGAUGCAAAAGCUGGAUCGCUAUCGGGCCACGGCGGUCACCCGGAGUUCUCGGGCGGUGACGCGUCGCUUGUCCUACUGCCUCAGGGAAGAGCAGCAGCAGGAAACUGUACCGGGCAUCACAGCAUCGCUGAAAUUCUUCAGGAAUCCCUUGGCGACCGGAAAAGUGGAGGAGAAUGAUGGGACCUCGAGCAAAGGAGAGAGCAGCGUCUCCACCAGGUAAGCCGCGCCUUCGGAAGCAUAGGAAACCGCCUUGUUUUCUGAUCCAUUGAUCAUGACGGGGACAGAAGAUGGAUCUGUCUCCUGCUGUAGCUGUCAAGAUCAGCACGUUUGCGGAGAUGUACCAAGUUUUUCCAAGCCACAUC
Molecule: messenger RNA, 860 nt
Organism: Cladocopium goreaui
Lineage: Eukaryota; Dinophyceae; Suessiales; Symbiodiniaceae
Source: the annotation of a GenBank genome assembly